AUGCCCACCUCUAGAUCAAAGUCAAAUUCCAACCCCCUCACAUCCCCCGCAGUACCAGUAGCCCUCCAACCCCACCACCUCCUCUCCCCACCCGCAGAUCUCCUAACCAACACCGCAACCACCUUGACAAUAACCCCAACCCCAGACACCAAACCCCCCUCUCCAGCCUUUAUAGUCCACCGCAUUCGUGCACACGAAGCCCCCGAUAGCCCAGACCGCGCUGUCCUCCUCUACUCCGUAUACAGCAAACCAUGGCCAAACACGAGCCGCGUAGUCUGUGAUACCGAGGAGGUGCCGCUGCUCGUGCUGCGACGAGUUUGGCUAUCGCGGAAAUGGGCCGUUCGACUCCCGGACCAGCAUCAGGAUUUACUAGUUGCCACAGUGCCGUGGACAGCGGAUGGACAGUCAAGGGUUGGGGUUGGGGUUGGGGGUGGGUUUAGGCUGGAAGCGCGGUUUGCGAAUGCACUCGCGAGCAGGCCGGGGUCUGGGAUUAUCAGAGGGAGGGCGGUAGGGGCAGAGGAGUCAGGUUAUGUGGCGGACGAGCCGCCGCCUUAUAGUGCGAUUGCUGGGGUUGGAGUUGAGGGAGGAGGUGGGAGUGGUCAGUGUGAGGGGAAUGCGGGGGUGGUACAGAGGAACGAGAAAAUACAUCCCCCCCUUCCCAAUUCACAUUCCCAUUUUCGGAAUCCACUAGCUUCAACACCGCGACAUUCACAGCAGCCCCGCUCUCCCUCUAUUCUCCCCUCCUACGACUCCGUCCGUCGAGACGCACCUAACCCACUGCGAGAUCUGCUCGAUGCACUCGAGCCGCCGCACGAGCCGGCGCCGGCCGCACUGUAUCCUGUAUCUGCAUCUGCGUCGCGGAAUCUCAAUGCCGGUAUCGGCACCAGUACCAGUCUUGGUCCGAUACAUGCAGAAGCCGAUGCUAUUCCUGGCGCAAAAGUCGAGUUGAGAGUGAUGCAGGUAGCUACGUCGGGGACGGGUGUGAUGAUGGGUAACCAGAAAAUUAUGAAUAUCACGCGACAUAAUGCGAUGGACUUCAGUAAAUCCAAAGUGAGAUUGAGGCCGAGGUGGGAGGUUGAGGUUUCGGAGGGUGUUGAUUUGUUACUGGCUGUGAAUUUAGUGUUAAUUAUGGCUGAGUCUGUGUCGUCUCAGAACCGAUGGAAGUAA
This is a messenger RNA of Penicillium digitatum Pd1, 1167 nucleotides long. The record is from RefSeq and is a predicted model, not a curated record. Lineage: Eukaryota; Fungi; Ascomycota; Eurotiomycetes; Eurotiales; Aspergillaceae.